Molecule: messenger RNA, 1213 nt
Organism: Microtus oregoni (creeping vole)
Lineage: Eukaryota; Metazoa; Chordata; Mammalia; Rodentia; Cricetidae
Product: protein arginine N-methyltransferase 1-like
Exons: 1
Coding region: 22-1083 (353 amino acids)
Cellular component (GO): nucleus
Molecular function (GO): protein-arginine N-methyltransferase activity
Source: RefSeq, a predicted model, not a curated record
GGCCCGAGGACUUGGGUGAAGAUGGCGGCAGCCGAGGCCGCGAACUGCAUCAUGGAGGUUUCCUGUGGCCAAGCAGAAAGCAGUGAGAAGCCCAACGCUGAAGACAUGACGUCCAAAGACUACUACUUUGACUCCUAUGCCCACUUUGGCAUCCAUGAGGAGAUGCUGAAGGAUGAGGUGCGCACCCUCACAUACCGCAACUCCAUGUUUCACAAUCGGCACCUCUUCAAAGACAAGGUUGUGCUGGACGUGGGCUCGGGCACCGGCAUCCUCUGCAUGUUUGCGGCCAAGGCAGGAGCCCGCAAGGUCAUUGGGAUCGAAUGUUCAAGCAUCUCUGAUUAUGCUGUGAAGAUUGUCAAAGCCAACAAGUUAGACCACGUGGUGACCAUCAUCAAGGGCAAGGUGGAGGAGGUGGAGCUGCCUGUGGAGAAAGUGGACAUCAUCAUCAGCGAGUGGAUGGGCUACUGUCUCUUCUACGAGUCCAUGCUCAACACCGUGCUGCAUGCCCGUGAUAAGUGGCUGGCACCUGAUGGCCUCAUCUUCCCAGACCGGGCCACCCUUUAUGUGACGGCCAUCGAGGACCGGCAGUACAAAGACUACAAGAUCCACUGGUGGGAGAAUGUAUAUGGUUUCGAUAUGUCCUGCAUCAAAGACGUGGCCAUCAAGGAGCCCUUGGUGGACGUGGUGGACCCGAAGCAGCUGGUCACUAAUGCCUGCCUCAUAAAGGAGGUGGACAUUUAUACAGUCAAGGUAGAGGACCUGACCUUCACCUCCCCCUUCUGCCUACAAGUGAAGAGGAAUGACUACGUGCAUGCCUUGGUGGCCUACUUCAACAUCGAGUUCACCCGAUGCCACAAGAGGACCGGCUUUUCUACCAGUCCUGAGUCCCCAUACACACACUGGAAGCAGACUGUGUUCUACAUGGAGGAUUACCUAACAGUGAAGACUGGCGAGGAGAUCUUUGGCACCAUUGGCAUGAGGCCCAACGCCAAAAACAAUUGCGACUUGGACUUUACCAUCGACCUGGACUUCAAGGGCCAGCUAUGUGAGCUCUCUUGCUCCACUGACUACCGGAUGCGCUGAGGUGGCGCCAGGCUGGCCUCCUACCGAAGGGGGCUUAGGGACUGGGCUUGGGGGAUGGGAGGGUACAUCGUGACUGUGUUUUUCAUAACUUAUGUUUUUAUAUGGUUGCGUUUACGCCAAUAAAUCAUCA